AUUUUAGCAACCCAGACGACUGUCUAUCUGCUGUUGGUGUAAAUGUGCAUAAUGAGCUCUCCGUACAGACUCAUCUAGGGUAUUUCGAGAGUCCCCAUGAGUAUGAAAGGGCCAAAUUCCAGCUAUUCUCUGUCAUGCGACUCUGUCAACAUUCUAUUACGAAUCUACUCCAUUGCGACGAUGUCCCAGAGCACGCAAUACGUUCGCCUCAGGAAUCUGAGCUCAGGAGACACAUGCGUGGACAACAGAACACACUCUAGCAGUCAGCAAUCUACAACCGGCCACCGGACACACCGGCAUUACACGAUCCCUCGGCCAGCCAUAACAAGAAUCGUCUUCUUCGUCUCUGUACUAUUAAACUUCUUUUUGAUGGGAAAAGUCUUCCUCUCAAAUACCGCACGAAACCGAAUCUUGACUUACUCCCCAGCCUUACCUGCUGUUCACUAUGAACAGGUCGUGUUUUCAAGCGGUUUCGGGAUUGAACAAUCCCCGUUCCAAGGCGAACCGUCGGAAGAAAACAACAAACUCUGGGCUGGACUUUAUGAUUUCGGCAUCACGAGAAUAAGCGCAGACGAAGCGCGGCCAAUGGACAACAAAACUCUCCCUAUCCCGGGUCCGCAGGGAGGAUACGUUGUCCAACUAUCCGUCUUCCAUCAACUUCACUGCUUGAACAUGAUCAGGAAAGGCAUAUAUGGUGCUGUUGACAUGACGAACGAAGAUGAUCUGCUGGGUAUAGAGCAUCUUGAUCACUGUCUCGAUAUGCUCCGGCAGAGUAUAAUGUGCACCAGCGACAUAACCCCUACAACGUUUGCACGUACCUCUCCUCAUAGUAGUAUGAAGGUUGUCGCCGAGGUUGUGCACACUUGUCGUAAUUUCGCCAAUAUUCAGCAAUGGGCAUGGAAUAGACGACUUUCGACGGAGCUAGAUAAGGAUACGUUGGUCACGGACGAUCCCCUAGGCUGGGGAACUUACACAUACUCGCCUUGAGCGGUGCUUACAGUGGGCUUAUACAAGAUGUAAAAAACGACUUAUGUCGAUAUCAGGCCUUCCCAUUUAACUUGCAUCACGUAGAUCAGGGAGAGCUACGUAUGUUAGUGCGUGAGCACGCGCGAGGAGCUAUCUCACAAGUAACGGAGGAUGAAGUAGUGGAGAAAAGGUCAUGUUUUAUUUAUGUCACGUAGUAAUUAAGCCAGCCCUUAUUUGCCUACAUACCGCACAGCAUAAUGUAGGCGUCUACGUUUUAC
This is a messenger RNA of Durotheca rogersii, 1244 nucleotides long. RefSeq lists its product as uncharacterized. The coding region runs from base 97 to 987 and encodes 296 amino acids. NCBI's taxonomy places the organism in Eukaryota, Fungi, Ascomycota, Sordariomycetes, Xylariales, Xylariaceae. The record is from RefSeq and is a predicted model, not a curated record. Gene Ontology annotation, biological process: mycotoxin biosynthetic process. The transcript is spliced from 5 exons.